Zingiber officinale is the source of this 1068-nucleotide messenger RNA. Its product is annotated as vacuolar protein sorting-associated protein 20 homolog 2-like. The record is from RefSeq and is a predicted model, not a curated record. Lineage: Eukaryota; Viridiplantae; Streptophyta; Magnoliopsida; Zingiberales; Zingiberaceae. Gene Ontology annotation, biological process: vesicle budding from membrane; late endosome to vacuole transport via multivesicular body sorting pathway. Gene Ontology annotation, cellular component: multivesicular body; ESCRT III complex. The transcript is spliced from 7 exons. The coding region runs from base 176 to 835 and encodes 219 amino acids.
UGGGCUGAUUCAAUUAUUGACUCGAUCAAGUUAAGACUUUUACAGCGAGUUUUUGCAUGGCAUAUCACACAAACUCGCCGGUCCACUAAAAAACCUAAUAUUGAUCCUUUUGUUUAACUUCCUCCCCUUCCGUCUUGCCUUUCGUCUUCUUUCAAGGGCGAGACGGACUUGAUUGAUGGGCAACAUAUUCGUGAAGAAGCCCAAGAUCACGGAGGUGGAUCGAGCCAUCCUGUCUCUCAAGACACAACGCCGCAAGCUCGCUCAGUACCAGCAGCAGCUUGAAGUUGUGAUUGAAGCUGAGAAACAAGCUGCUAGGGACUUGAUUCGGGAGAAGAGGAAAGAUCGGGCAUUGCUUGCACUUAAGAAGAAGAAAACUCAAGAAGAGCUACUCAAACAAGUUGAUGGUUGGCUUAUAAACGUUGAGCAGCAAUUGGCAGAUGUUGAAUUAGCAAGCAGACAGAAAGCUAUAUUUGAAAGCCUGAAGGCAGGAAGUAAUGCCAUUAAGUCUAUACAAAGUGAGAUCAGUUUGGAGGAUGUUCAGAAGCUUAUGGAUGAUUCUGCUGAGGCAAAGGCUUAUCAAGAGGAAAUAAAUGCAAUCCUGGGAGAGAGUCUAUCUCCUGAAGAUGAGGAAGAGGUUCUAGCAGAGUUUGAGAAUUUGGAAACUGAGAUUACCCUCCAAUCCUUGCCUACAGUUCCUUCUCAGGCAUUAGAGCCUAUAGCUGAUUCCCAGGUCGAGAUCAAAGAAGAUGAGCUUAUCGAUCUUCCUGAUGUACCCUCUGGUGACAUCUCAAAGCAAGCAGCAAGAAAAACAAAAGAGGAGCCACUGCCUGCAUGAUACGAUCAUGCCAAAUAUUGCUCGUUGAUUUUUCCGUUGUCUUCUAUCUUCUAUAUCUCUCUGGAGUUGUAUGGAAUUGAAGUUCAGUUAAUGAUCCUACAGACUUCAGGACAUUUUAAAAACUGUCCCCCUCAAUGGUUUUUUUAGCCUCUCACUUGUACAGAGAACUUAAUUUAUUUUCAGUGAUGACCUUGAAAAUAAAAAUAUAAAGUUAUGUUAUUUCUGCUAUUCAA